This is a messenger RNA of Ailuropoda melanoleuca (giant panda), 5157 nucleotides long. It is a transcript of the gene FMNL2, whose product is annotated as formin like 2. Gene Ontology annotation, cellular component: cytosol. Gene Ontology annotation, molecular function: small GTPase binding; actin filament binding. Lineage: Eukaryota; Metazoa; Chordata; Mammalia; Carnivora; Ursidae. The record is from RefSeq and is a predicted model, not a curated record. Gene Ontology annotation, biological process: regulation of cell shape; cortical actin cytoskeleton organization; cell migration.
AUGGGCAACGCGGGGAGCAUGGAUUCGCAGCAGACAGAUUUCAGGGCGCACAACGUGCCUUUGAAGCUGCCGAUGCCCGAGCCAGGUGAACUGGAGGAGCGAUUUGCCAUCGUGCUGAAUGCUAUGAACCUACCCCCUGACAAAGCCAGGUUACUGCGGCAGUAUGAUAAUGAGAAAAAGUGGGAACUGAUUUGUGAUCAGGAACGAUUCCAGGUGAAGAAUCCUCCCCAUACGUACAUUCAAAAGCUCAAAGGGUAUCUGGAUCCAGCUGUAACCAGGAAGAAAUUCAGACGGCGUGUUCAAGAAUCCACACAAGUGCUAAGAGAACUGGAAAUUUCUUUAAGAACCAACCAUAUUGGAUGGGUCAGAGAGUUUCUGAAUGAAGAAAACAGAGGUCUUGAUGUUCUAGUGGAAUAUCUAUCAUUUGCGCAGUACGCGGUGACUUUUGAUUUUGAAAGCGUGGAAAGCGCUGUGGAGAGCUCGGUGGACAAAUCAAAGCCCUGGAGUAGGUCCAUCGAGGAUCUGCACAGAGGGAGCAACCUGCCCUCCCCCGUGGGCAACAGUGUGUCCCGCUCAGGAAGACAUUCUGCGCUGCGAUAUAAUACUUUGCCAAGCAGAAGAACCCUGAAAAAUUCAAGAUUAGUGAGUAAGAAAGAUGACGUACAUGUCUGUAUCAUGUGUUUACGUGCCAUCAUGAAUUACCAGUAUGGUUUCAACAUGGUCAUGUCUCAUCCACAUGCUGUCAAUGAGAUCGCACUGAGCUUGAACAACAAGAACCCAAGAACAAAAGCCCUUGUCUUAGAACUGUUGGCAGCUGUUUGUCUUGUCAGAGGCGGGCAUGAAAUCAUUUUAUCAGCAUUUGACAACUUUAAGGAGGUUUGUGGGGAAAAACAGCGCUUUGAGAAGUUGAUGGAACAUUUCAGGAAUGAAGACAAUAACAUAGAUUUUAUGGUGGCAUCUAUGCAGUUCAUUAACAUCGUAGUCCAUUCAGUAGAAGACAUGAAUUUCAGAGUUCACCUCCAGUAUGAAUUUACCAAGUUAGGCCUGGAUGAAUACUUGGAUAAACUGAAGCACACGGAGAGCGACAAGCUCCAGGUGCAGAUUCAAGCUUACCUGGACAACGUGUUCGAUGUGGGGGCUCUGCUGGAAGAUGCUGAAACCAAGAAUGCGGCCUUGGAGAGAGUGGAAGAGCUGGAAGAAAACAUUUCUCAUUUGUCUGAAAAACUGCAAGACACGGAAAAUGAAGCCAUGUCCAAGAUCGUGGAACUGGAAAAGCAGCUCAUGCAAAGGAACAAGGAGCUGGAUGUUGUUCGAGAAAUCUACAAAGAUGCAAAUACCCAGGUUCACACAUUAAGGAAAAUGGUCAAAGAAAAAGAAGAAGCCAUUCAAAGACAGUCUACCCUGGAAAAAAAGAUUCAUGAACUGGAGAAACAAGGGACCAUUAAGAUUCAGAAGAAGGGGGAUGGGGACAUUGCUAUUCUGCCAGUCGUGGCUUCUGGCACAUUGUCCACGGGGUCAGAAGUGGCAGUGGGUAACUUUGUGGGACCAGUAACGGGGGUCGCCCCCUCGGGACCCCUGCCCCCCCCUCCGCCCCCACUACCUCCAUCGUCAGACACACCUGAAGCAGUGCAAAAUGGUCCUGUAACGCCACCCAUGCCACCACCGCCCCCACCCCCAAAAANACCACCCCCUCCUCCUCCCUCUGCACCCCCGCUGCCUGGGACGUCCUCACCCACCGUGGUUUUCAACUCAGGAUUAGCAGCUGUGAAAAUUAAGAAGCCAAUCAAGACGAAAUUCAGGAUGCCGGUUUUUAACUGGGUUGCCCUGAAGCCAAAUCAGAUCAAUGGCACAGUCUUCAACGAAAUUGAUGACGAGCGAAUUCUAGAGGACUUAAAUGUGGAUGAAUUUGAGGAAAUAUUUAAGACAAAAGCCCAAGGUCCUGCCAUUGAUCUUUCUUCAAGCAAACAGAAGAUAACACAGAAGGGGUCCAACAAAGUGACAUUGCUAGAAGCAAAUAGAGCCAAAAACCUUGCCAUAACUUUAAGGAAAGCUGGAAAGACUGCCGAUGAGAUAUGUAAAGCUAUACAUGUAUUUGACUUGAAGACAUUGCCUGUAGACUUUGUAGAAUGUUUGAUGAGGUUCUUGCCAACUGAGAACGAGGUGAAAGUGUUUCGGCUCUAUGAGCGGGAAAGGAAGCCCCUGGAGAACUUGUCAGAUGAAGACCGGUUCAUGAUGCAGUUCAGUAAAAUUGAGAGACUCAUGCAGAAGAUGACCAUCAUGGCCUUCAUUGGGAACUUUGCGGAAAGCAUUCAGAUGCUGACUCCUCAACUGCACUCAAUUAUAGCAGCAUCUGUCUCUAUAAAGUCAUCCCAAAAACUCAAGAAAAUUCUGGAGAUCAUCUUGGCCCUUGGAAACUAUAUGAAUAGCAGUAAACGAGGAGCAGUUUAUGGAUUUAAACUUCAGAGUUUAGAUCUGCUCUUAGAUACCAAGUCAACAGAUCGAAAGCAAACACUGUUGCACUACAUUUCAAAUGUGGUAAAAGAGAAAUAUCACCAAGUGUCCCUGUUUUAUAACGAGCUUCACUAUGUGGAGAAAGCUGCGGCAGUCUCCCUCGAGAAUGUUUUACUGGACGUCAAGGAACUCCAGAGGGGCAUGGACUUAACCAAGAGGGAGUACACCAUGCAUGACCACAACACGCUGCUGAAGGAGUUCAUCCUCAACAAUGAGGGGAAGCUGAAGCAGCUGCAAGAUGAUGCCAAGAUUGCACAGGACGCUUUUGAUGAUGUGGUCAAGUAUUUUGGAGAAAACCCUAAGACGACACCACCCUCUGUCUUCUUUCCCGUCUUUGUCCGGUUUGUGAAAGCCUAUAAGCAAGCAGAAGAGGAAAAUGAGCUGAGGAGAAAGCAGGAACAAGCACUCAUGGAAAAGCUCCUGGAGCAGGAAGCGCUGAUGGAGCAGCAGGACCCAAAGUCUCCUUCCCACAAAUCAAAGAGACAGCAGCAAGAAUUAAUCGCAGAAUUAAGAAGGCGACAAGUGAAAGAUAACAGACAUGUAUACGAAGGAAAAGAUGGUGCCAUUGAAGACAUUAUCACAGCCUUAAAGAAGAAUAAUAUCACUAAAUUUCCAAAUGUUCACUCGAGGAUCUUAGAAACCAACCAUACAGACGAGCCGAUGCGGUGAGGAGAAGUGUCAGGCGGCGCUUUGAUGAUCAGAACUUGCGUUCUGUUAAUGGUGCCGAGAUAACCAUGUGAACUCGAGACCUGCCUGUAUGAGUAGAGAGUAUGCGUGAAUGAAACUUUCCACAAAAACUUUAUGUGCUACCAUUUAACUGCAACCUUGAAGAUUGAUAAAAUAUUCUAAGGGCUCAGAUUUAGCAAACACAUAGGCUCUCCUUUCAACCUUUGUUAACAAGUGCCUAAAAGUGGAAGUACCUGCUCAGAUUAAUCAAAGCAAUAGGGUUUGAUUUGAUUAGGUAUCUUUUUACACCAGUAUAUUAUCCAAGUUUUUAACCAAAAUGUAAAUUUCUUAUUACGCUCAUUAUCUGCCAUUGUGAUUAUCCCAUGAUGGCACACCCUGGUUUCCUGAUAAGUUGUAAAUAACAUGGAUGCAUCUGCUGUGGGUUUCCUUUGCUGAGAUGUCUUUUAAGGAAUUGAUUUUGUGUUUUAGACAUACCCAUCAACUUUGUAUUUUUAAGGGCUUGCAACAUGGAAGAAGGAAAAAGUCACAUGAUAGGCUCCUGUCCAUAACCAAGCCCCAGCAAAGUACAAACAGGAUGCAUUGCAGUGGCACAGAAGUCACUGAACUCUGUCUCGUUUUACAUUUUACACUGCUGUGCUAGGGUAUGAUGCCCAGUGAAGAGUUCACCAAUAUGAAUGCAAGGAUAUGAUGGCAUACAAAUUGUGUUAAGAUUUUUUUUUUGCAGUACUGUGUUCUUCAGCUAGAGGCAGCUUUUAAAAUAAUGCAAAUGUAUUUAUUAAUUAGCACUAAAAUUAACAUCUCAGUAAUCAGUAUUAGGAUUUCUGAGGACCAUUAUGGCCUAUCCUGAGGACAGAUAUUGGUGCCUUGCUAGCCAGGGAGAAGUUCACUAGCUCUGUCAAGCAUUCAAGAUUACUUCUGCUAGCUGGUAAUGAUAGUUAACCUAGCCUUAUUCUCCUGACAAUCGCAGGUUUUUUCCCCCUUCUUCCUCCUCCUCUUGUAAAUCGGAGAUGUAUUUGGCAUCAUUGCUUUAUGGGGAAUUGCAAUUAAAUUGCUUGAAAUUUACAUUGGGAUUAAGCUUAAAUGAUACAUAAUGAAACUAAAUGGCCAACUAAGCCACUGUUACUAUUCUUUCCUCUCUGGCAGGGCACUUGAUCCAUUCCAAAGUAAAAAACUGGACUAGAACGGAUUUGUACUUUUCAUAAUAUACAUUCUGCUUCUGGCUUACCUUCUUGGUACAUUACAUCAAUAUAUUAAUUGUAAAGUUUAUUGUAUAGUAUUUAACCACUGAAUUUCUUAUUUUAUGUUGUGCUUAUGUGAACUCCUUGGUGAUGGUUCCAUUUUCCUUGGAUAAUGUGUAGUUAUAUGAUCUCUUUUUAAAUGUACAGAUAUUUUGCUAUAAAAUUGGUGCAGUUUUUUAUGGUUUUUACACUUUAAUUCCCACCUAAGCCUCUGGGUAAUAUUGUAAAUAUUGUUUAAAAAUGCAUCAGCCUGUGCUAUACAAUCUGAAUGUUAUUUUAACUUAUAGUUUUUUUUUAAUAUAUAUAUUUAACUACGAGGACAGUUUAGGGAUCAGUUACCACAUUUCACUUUAGCAUACCUAUUUACAAAAAAUUACUUUUAAAACUGCCACCUGCUAGCACAUUUUCAUGAAUGUGUACUUUAAAAAGAACAUGCCAAGAUUUUGUCUGUUAACAUUUUGAUGAAAAAAGCAAUUUGACCAUGAUACAAGUAGUUGGCCGUUUAUGACAAGGAGCUCUUUUCCAAAGCUCAAUGCUAGUAAGCAUAUAUUAAAAUAAUUGCCUAUUUAUUAAUCUAUAAAUAGACGAUAAUGUUGGCAUGUUCUUUUGUUUAUUAAUGGGCUUGCUUCUUAGCAAUAUUAGAAAUGUUUUAUAAAAAAGCAGUUCAUGUUACUUUUCUGGUCUUUUCAUGACAUGAGCAAAUAAACUAUUUACACUACUA